CCCUCAUAUCCCCGCCAAAUAGGUUUCCAAUGAAAUGCAAAAUCCCCUCGAAAUCAACAACGCAAAAACGUAGAUAAAAUUGAAAAAUUAACUAAAAUUUUCUGAGAGAAAUGGAUGAUCGGAGUGGAUUUGAGAAGGAAAUCGAAGUCCGCAGUUUGAUGGGUGACUCUAUUCGAGUGCCAAUUGAACCAACAAACACCAUUCACGACCUAAAGCUCCGCCUCAGGCAAUGUUUCCUCCCGAUUGCUUCUGCCCCAGAUUUCCACCUUUUCCACAAGGGUGUGAAAUUGGACUUGCAGAGUGAAAUCAGUAGCUAUUCGAUUGGGGUUGCGGAUUUUUUUGUUACCGUGCCGUUUGUAAAAAAGGACAGGAAACAUAGGCAAAGAGUUGAAGCAUCUGAAACAGUCCCCAAAGACUCAAACAGCAACGAUAGGUUGCCGAAAGACUCAGCUGAGUCAGUUUGGUCUGACUUGAUGCAAGACCUUUCUUGUUUUCAGGACAUGCCUAACCUUGAAAAGCUAGCUGAGCCUAAGGUGACGUCCAAGAACUCCGAAAAUGAGAAUGCCUGUGAGAUGAGAACAUCAUCGACUAUGAAGAGACAGAAGAAAGUGUCUAAUAAGGACAAACAAAACCCAUCCUGUGAUGCCUUAAACAUAUUGCAGAUAUCUGGUGAUGGCAUGCUUGAUGAACAUACUCUUCAAAAAUUUCUUAAAUUUGUAGAUUCUUCUAGUUGUGUAAGUGAGCUGGCCACAGGGUCUUGUGUGAUGAGAGAAGCUGCCGCGGUUGUGGGAUGCGAGUUAGACUCUUGUGAGAGUAGUUCAUGCCUGUGUCCGCUAUGGUUGAAGGACCUGAUGAAAACAUUCACUUUAGUAAAUGUUUACUCUGCAUACCUUCAGCUGUCGCAGAAACAGAUCACUGUUGCUGCAGUUAUGGAACCACUGGAGCAAAUUCAUAAAUUUGGAUAUAACCCUGGCAUUGCAGAUCUAGAGCAACUCUCUCGAUUAUGUCCUCAGGUGAUACUUAUUGUCGAGAAAUAUGAAGAGGCAGCAAACAUGCGCGAUGCCCUUGUAAUAUAUAAGUCUUCGUUAGUGGAAACUGGAAAAAGGUUGUCUAAGUCAAAGGUUGUUAGUUCGAUGAAGAAAAGAGAAGCUUCUUUCAGAGCUAUUCUUACAGAACCAGCAAAGUCACUCAUG
Molecule: messenger RNA, 1193 nt
Organism: Salvia hispanica
Lineage: Eukaryota; Viridiplantae; Streptophyta; Magnoliopsida; Lamiales; Lamiaceae
Source: RefSeq, a predicted model, not a curated record